Opisthorchis viverrini is the source of this 261-nucleotide messenger RNA. RefSeq lists its product as hypothetical. The transcript has 2 exons. The annotation marks the transcript as partial. NCBI's taxonomy places the organism in Eukaryota, Metazoa, Platyhelminthes, Trematoda, Opisthorchiida, Opisthorchiidae. The record is from RefSeq and is a predicted model, not a curated record.
GAAACUACUCACAAGGUUGCUGAAAACUCUUCGACAGCCCACGACCGGUUGCACCCUUCCACUUCGGGUUCAUCAGCUCCUCAACGAUCAUCGAUCGUCUUUCAAGCGUCAGCGCAUCUUCAAUCCAAUGAUCUCCAGGAAUCUCGUCCUGCGCAGACGAUUCCGAAAGACUAUUGGUCCAAGACAGUUCACUCGGUUCGCUGGACGAAGUCCCAUAGCCGUGUCGCCUGUCACUGGAAGACCUUUGGUGUCUGCGAGGUG